AGGCCGCUCGGGUUUGUUUUGCUGCGCGGCCGCCGCCGCCGCCGCCGCCGCCGCGGGCCCGGAGCUCAUUUGUGCCUGGCUGGUCCCCGCGCUCCCCGGUGCCGAGCCGGAGCCGUUGGCCGCUCGCGCGCUUGGCUCUCUCCCUUAGUAACAGCUCCCCUCCUGCCUCGGUGCUGCGCCCUGCCCCCGCGCCCCUCCCCCGCCGGACCCGCCGCCCGGCUGUCAGCGCCCGCACCCCAGGGCGCCUAGGGGUGCCGACGGCGGCCAGGAGGGGAGCGCCGCGCGUCCGGGAGGGGACAGCGUCGCCAAGCAGCCUCAGCAACUUGUGUUUGGUGGUCAGAUAUCCAGUUGUACAUCCUCACAUCAAUGCACUGCCAAUGGGUUAUAUCCUGUGUUGUGACCUCAUGGUUUAAGUGGGAAUAAAGAUGAGUAUAAGCAGUGAUGAGGUCAACUUCUUGGUAUAUAGGUACUUGCAAGAGUCAGGAUUUUCUCAUUCCGCGUUUACCUUUGGUAUAGAGAGCCAUAUAAGUCAGUCCAAUAUAAAUGGUGCCCUUGUCCCACCUGCUGCAUUGAUCUCUAUCAUCCAGAAAGGCCUACAGUAUGUAGAGGCAGAAGUUAGCAUAAAUGAGGAUGGCACCUUAUUUGAUGGCCGACCCAUUGAGUCUCUGUCCCUGAUAGAUGCUGUUAUGCCUGAUGUAGUCCAAACAAGACAACAAGCCUACAGAGACAAGCUUGCACAGCAGCAUGCAGCUGCUGCUGCAGCUGCCGCUGCAGCCACUAACCAGCAAGGAUCUGCAAAAAAUGGAGAGAAUACAGCAAAUGGGGAGGAGAAUGGAGCACAUACCAUCACAAAUAAUCACACCGACAUGAUGGAAGUAGAUGGGGAUGUUGAAAUCCCUCCCAAUAAAGCAGUUGUGCUUCGGGGCCAUGAAUCUGAAGUUUUCAUCUGUGCCUGGAACCCUGUUAGUGAUCUCCUGGCAUCAGGGUCUGGAGACUCCACAGCAAGAAUAUGGAAUCUCAGUGAGAACAGCACAAGUGGCCCCACGCAGCUGGUGCUCAGACACUGCAUACGGGAAGGAGGACAGGAUGUUCCCAGCAACAAGGAUGUCACUUCUCUAGAUUGGAAUAGUGAAGGUACACUUUUAGCAACUGGGUCAUAUGAUGGAUUUGCCAGAAUAUGGACUAAAGAUGGUAAUCUUGCCAGCACCUUGGGGCAGCAUAAAGGCCCUAUAUUUGCAUUAAAAUGGAAUAAGAAAGGAAAUUUCAUCCUAAGUGCUGGCGUAGAUAAGACUACCAUUAUUUGGGAUGCACACACUGGUGAAGCUAAGCAGCAGUUUCCUUUCCAUUCAGCCCCAGCACUGGAUGUUGACUGGCAGAGCAACAACACCUUUGCAUCUUGUAGUACAGAUAUGUGCAUUCAUGUCUGCAAAUUAGGACAAGACAGACCUAUCAAAACAUUCCAGGGACACACGAAUGAAGUAAACGCUAUCAAAUGGGACCCAACUGGCAAUCUCCUGGCCUCGUGUUCCGAUGACAUGACCUUGAAGAUUUGGAGUAUGAAGCAAGAUAACUGUGUCCAUGAUUUGCAAGCACAUAAUAAAGAAAUUUAUACUAUUAAAUGGAGUCCAACAGGACCAGGGACAAAUAAUCCAAAUGCCAACCUUAUGCUAGCAAGUGCAUCCUUUGAUUCUACAGUUAGGUUAUGGGACGUAGACCGAGGGAUUUGCAUCCAUACUUUGACAAAACACCAAGAGCCCGUGUACAGUGUGGCUUUCAGUCCUGAUGGCAGAUAUCUGGCAAGCGGUUCUUUUGACAAGUGUGUGCACAUCUGGAACACACAGACAGGUGCUCUAGUUCACAGUUACAGGGGAACAGGUGGGAUUUUUGAAGUUUGCUGGAAUGCAGCAGGAGACAAAGUUGGAGCCAGUGCAUCAGAUGGUUCAGUUUGUGUCUUAGACCUUCGGAAAUAGCGUUACUAGUUGGAAGCCAUGGACCGACUAUGAAUGUGUACAUAGCCACAAGACUAUCCCUGCCCCACGUACUGCUAUAGUCCCACUUGAACCAUGGCCAGUCCACUACAGCCAAAUCUAAGAGAAAUAGAUACAUGCAGUGUAUAUGAACACAGCUGUACCCUGAAGAUGACAGUCUCAUCCCAGCUUGUGAAUUCUGCUCACCAAGUGCUGGGAUCUAACCUGCUGUGCCCCUAAGUAGCAUUUAGAAGUUUGGAUAUGAAAAGCAGAAGAGAUGGAAUGUGCGUUAUAAGAGCAAACCACACAUGUACCAGUUUUGGAUAUUAUGACAGCCUUGUUUCUCCCCUUUAAAUCAGCAGACACCAUGGAUUAUAUUCUUUUCCCCUUCAGUAGUGCGCAGUUUGUGUGUACAGAGAACAUGGACUUAACAAAAACGCGAGGCAGUAGUUUGUUCUUGCUUUCAAGUUUGUUUUGGUUUAGAUUAUGGAUGCAUGAAGUAAGGGAGUGAAUCAUUUUCUUGCUUUUAUUUUUCCUCACCUUUUAAAGAAACAAAAAAAUAUUUUACUGCAUUCUUUGGAAAAGGUAGAUGUUUGGUACAUUUUAUGGCUCCCAGAGCAUAUAUUCAGUUGGUGCAUAUUGUGGAGGAGUUGGAAUUAAAGGAAACCACAUGACUCUCGUCAUGUUAUUCUCUAAGACACAUCAGCAAAGGGUAUUAUGUUAUCUUUGUUUUGGGUUUUUUGUUUUUGUUCUGUGUGUGUGUGUGUGUGUGUGUGUGUGUGUGAGAGAGAGAGAGAGAGAGAGAGAGAGAGAGAGAGAGAGAGAGAGAGAGAGGUGGCUUAAAUAAAAUAGUUUCUUCUUGGGGACGCAUUUCUGCCAACUAAAGACUAGAAGGGCACAAUUUUUUUUUUAAAUACCAUAAAGAAGAGACAUUUUUAAAAAAAAUUCUUCUGGUGUUUUGUAGCCAUAACAAAAUUAUGGUCAAAAUGUGCACUAUUGUGAGAAGGAGCAACAUAGUUUGGGGCUUUUAUUUUUAUUUUUUAUUUUACCAUUUGUCUGUUUUACUUGUUUCUUAAGAGAUUAAAAUGUUUCUGGAUAAGGAUUAGCUUCUCAAAGUGUCCAUCAUUCUGUAUAGAAGCUUAAAUAUGUAAUGUAACCAGAUUCCAGUAUUAAAAAUCUCACGUUUUCUUUUUACAAAGCAAGAAUAUGGCAUAUAACACUGCCAUCACAUGGCAAAAUGUUUGCUACCUUAGUUUUAAAAACAACUUUUAAAGGCUUGCUUUGAGGUGUUUGAGUAGCAGUGACUGAGAAUUUAGGGAGAAGUGUGGCCGCUGUGCCUGCAUCUGUGGUGCCGAGGCUACACUUUGUCAAGCAACAUAGAUCUAAGCUGCUGUUUUUCCAGUAAUCACUACUAUAUCAUGUCUUUGACUCUGUUUAUAUCAAGUAUUUUUUUAAAGAUAGAAGUAUCCAAUCAAAUCUCUUCUUGUGCUCAGCUAAAAGUAAAAUAUACCUACAAAUAUUCACCAGAGGCCAUGUUUGUGAAGGUGGUUAAGAAGACAGUCAAGAUUAACAGAAGAAUCCAGGCAUGUCAGUUCUGAAGAGAACAGUUGUCAAAUUUAUAUCUUUAAAUUUUUUAUUAAGAAAUUGCUUAGCAAAUUUAUAACACUAUUUGUGCAACUAGUUAUUUUGAGGCCUUCGACUCCCGAGUCCCACCUGUGUUCUGUCUAAGCGGCUCUAACCCAGCCCCGCAGCUUUGAAGCUCAGUAUCUGCUGCUUUGCUCUUUACAAAACAGCAUUGGUUGAUGAAAGUCUUGGCUUCACUGAGGUAGGGUAGCAUUUGUUUUUGGUGAAGAGGAUGAAUACACUUAAAUUUCACUAUACAUUGUUAUAUCUCCCCCAUUGUUGUUAGUGGGGACUAUGAUACUGUAAUAAUAUUUUUAAAAUUUGCAUCCAGAGAGGCAGUCAUUUAUGGUUUGUGCCAGGUAUUUUUAGGGUUGGAUCACACUGAGAUGUUUAGAGCUCACUGCUCUGGGGCUCUGUAGGAAAUCUACACAAUGCCGAGUGUCUGGCACUUGAGAUUCUGCUUUUACUUCGAGAGGGUCACAUCUGUUGGCCUCUGUUGUUGUUUAAAAAAAAAAAUAAGUAAAAAAAAUCUGUGCAAUAAUUUUUAAAUGUGCUCCCAGGAAUAGACACAAACGUUUUGAGUAUGCCUCAGCUGCAUCUCCUUCAGCGAUGCAUUUGUCAAUUGCACUGAAUCUAAACCUGAAGGUCAGAGGUGAUAAUUGAUAGUGCUUUUGUAUUUUGAUAUGGACAUUUUGUUCAUUUGCAUACAGUCAUUGACAUUCUUCCCAGCUGAUUCAAAGACAGUCACAAAUUCCUGCAAUAUAGCUGCCAAAAUGGCAGCUGAAUUUUACGAUAUUGUCUUGCUUCCUGUUGGGUGUGUUUGUUGGUUUGGCUUCUUUUCCUAAUUCUUUCUUUGGCUGUUUUACUUUAGCACCUAGCUGUGAUAGGAUGUGUAACAGAGCGUGAGUGCAGAACUUUGCUAUCCUGAAGCCGUGGGUCCUCCCGUGCAGACUUGUCUGAAGGUGUCCAUCUUUAGGCUGUUUCUUUGUGAGCAUAGGACUGGGUGCUUUGCUGCUCUUCUCUCUGUCACCGUAGCCUGCUGACGUGCCACAAUGCUGCUCCACAGACACCGCACCGUGUCUCCACCCGAGCAGUCAGAUGAUCAUGGGAGACCAUGUCAUACAGCAUAGGAAGUUCUGUCUUGGGGAUUUUUUUUUUUUUUUACUUUCCCUCUUGUCUUUUUCUGAGAGCUUACUCUGAAGAUCCACUGAGUCCAGGAGUCUUUCUAUGGUGUUCAUUUAGAUCAUUUUUAUAUACUUUACUGUAAGGAACUUAAUCAUAAGGAAAGAGAAUAAGGAGUCUUAAAUGAAAACUCUUUGAUUAAAGUAGACUAGAGGGAGCAGCCUUAAAAGGCAUGAAGGAAUCUGCUCUCCAUGUGAAGACCCCUGGAGAUGUAGAUUUGCCCCUGUUUCUGUUUUCCAUGAUCAGGUAAUAUCAUUGACUUUCAAAUGACUUUAGAAGUGGUAACUGGAAUAGGUCUUAGAGUGUAGCAAAUUCUGUUUUCAUGAGUUAUCCUCUAGGUGAGUAUGUUUUAGGAUUAAACACCUUUUACAGAUACUGAAAGUGCCUCCUUUUGUGGUAUAAAAAAAAACAAA
Peromyscus eremicus (cactus mouse) is the source of this 5185-nucleotide messenger RNA. RefSeq names its product TBL1X/Y related 1 (gene Tbl1xr1). The record is from RefSeq and is a predicted model, not a curated record. NCBI's taxonomy places the organism in Eukaryota, Metazoa, Chordata, Mammalia, Rodentia, Cricetidae. Gene Ontology annotation, biological process: regulation of transcription by RNA polymerase II. Gene Ontology annotation, molecular function: transcription corepressor activity; protein binding. The coding region runs from base 426 to 1970 and encodes 514 amino acids. The transcript is spliced from 16 exons. Gene Ontology annotation, cellular component: histone deacetylase complex.